AGCAGGUUGCUGGAAAGCUUUCGUCACCCCGGAAAUAACGCUCCCUUCACAACAAAAGCCUGGAUAUUUGCAGUGUAGCGUGGUCGUGAAGCAGUUUCAUGUGCUCGUUUUGACUUCUUGUUUACUUUUGUCAGGUAGCUUCGUAGGUUAGUUGCUGGAUUAGUUGCUGGAUUGGUUGCUAGAAGGACGGACUGCGUCCAUCACCCUGACAUACUAACAACGUUUUCGUUUGAGCGUUUGUUUUGAAAGCGAAGGCUUUUGACUUCCUGUGUGUGGCUAACGCACUGCCAAUUGAUGCAGCGGGUGUUGUCUAGUGAAUCAGGAGCAGACAGAUGCAUCAGCAUCUUCAUCGUUUUCAUCGUUCUCGACCCCUCCCCCCCUUCCUCAUUCUCCGCCCACACGUUGCGCACACUUUCAGCACGGUUGGAAUUUGACGAGAAGCUUCAGCUGCGUCCGUUGGUUUCGAGAAUGCUGUGGGCCGCGCCCCACCUGCGGGCCUGACAAAAUGAGCGUGACGUCAUGGUUCCUGGUGAGCAGCUCCGGCACUCGCCAUCGUCUCCCCAAGGAGAUGAUCUUUGUGGGCCGGGAGGACUGCGAACUGAUGCUGCAGUCUCGCAGCGUGGACAAGCAGCAUGCUGUCAUCAACUACAACGCCACAACUGACGAGCACCUGGUCAAGGAUUUGGGCAGCUUGAACGGGACGUUCGUUAACGACCUGAGGAUUCCCGACCAGACGUACAUGACGCUCAAAGUCUCCGACAUCAUCCGCUUUGGAUACGAUUCUCACGUCUACCUGCUGGAGAGAAGUCAACACAAGGUCCCUGAAGAGGCUCUCAAGCAUGAGAAGUACAGCAGCCAGCUGCAGAUGAGUCUGAAGAGGGCGGAGCUAGAGGACAGCGCCAUGAUGGAGAAGAACCAGAGUAUCAAGAGUCAGACGCAGGAGGCUCCACCCCCACGGCCCACGCCGCUCUACGGGCAGCCAUCCUGGUGGGGAGAAGAAGAUUCUGUUAAUACGUCCGACAGCAGACAUGAACCUCAUGCAGAGUCGCAGAAAGAAGUUUCCUCCGUGGAUCACGAUUUUUCCGGAAGUCUCUCCGAUCCGCAGAGCAAGAGCAUCCUCCCGUCGUAUCAUCGUGAGGCCAACUACUUUGAGAUCCCCACCAAGGACUUGCAACCUCACAAGAGCGUGGAAGCGGAGCUACAAGAAAUCCCCACCAAGGACACGGACACGCCCCUUGCUCCUCCCUCCAGCGAGACGCCGCCUGUGGUGCAGAGCCACGCCUCCUUCACCAUCGAGUUUGACGACUGCAGUCCCGGUAAGAUCAAGAUCAAAGACCACGUGACUAAGUUCUCCUCCCGCCAGAGGAAGACUUCGCCCGCCGCCAAAACAGGAAGCACAACCCCCGCAGAUGUGAUGUCAUCAGAAAGCAAAGUGGCAGAUUGGCUGGUGCAAAGCGACGUCAGCAUGAUGAGACGGCGGCCGACCUGCGACGACGUCUACAGCACCAAGAGUGACCUCGCCAUCAACGUCAAGAUGCUCAAAGGUCAUCACCAUGACGACGGAACCCAAAGUGACUCGGAGGACCCGCUUCUUAACGGACAGAAGAGCAAGUCCCAGCACACGAUCCAACCUGAGGCGUCCCAUGUGACACCUGAGCGGCCGCUGUGCCACAGCACGCCUCCACCGGGAUCCCACGCCACAGACCCUCCAAAGCAGGAGCCCCCUGAGCACCUCAGCCAACAGGCUUUCAUCAUCGAGUUCUUUGACGACAACCCGCGUAAGAAGCGCUCACAGUCUUUCACUCACAAUCCCGCCCACACAGACUCUUACUCCGCCCUGAAGGCUAAGCUGGAGCGUCGCAAAGGUGGCGAGAGGCCGGCGUCCGUGCAUGGCCACGUGCCCCCUACCCAGCAGGUCACGGUGCCCCUAAAAAGUCAAGCCUAUGGAGGACCCCAGAGAUCGAGCUCUCUGCGGAGAGAAAAGGCAGAGACGGAGUCAGCUUCAUCCAGCGCCACCUCUCGUUCUACGUCCGCCAUCUUUGUUCGGCCCUUCGGCAGCAUUGGAAAGAAGUCAAAGUUUGCUCAGGAGUUUGCCGUGGAACUGUUGAAGGACUCUUGUCAGCAAGACUCCUACCUUACUGGGGCCAGCAUGUCACCUCCACCCAUGUCAGCACCCCCGGUGAUGGUGUCACCUCCUGUUGCUGCUUCACCAAAAGAAGCCUCAGCGCCGCCCACAGUGGUCAAGACUGCUCAGCCUACGGCGUUCACGAAAGCCCCCCUCGCCUCAGACGGCCUCAGCAGGGUCACCCCUCCUUCUGCAGGUUUCGUUCUGCCACCCCAGGGUGUUCCAGGAGGAGACCCUAAAGGGUGUCAGAGGUUGUUGAGGAACGAGGAAGACGACAGCGUGAGCGAGGCUGGCACCUACACCAUUGACACUGACGUCCAGGACCAGGAGGUGGAAGAAGCUCGCAACAUGAUCGACCAGGUGUUCGGUGUCCUCGACUCUCCAGAGUAUGCUGAGCUGCUCCCAGGAACAGUGAGACCUGUGAUCGAUGAAGACCAGGAGGAGCAUGCUAACAUUGCUAACCGUGCUAGCGCAGCAGAAAUGUUGCAUGACUUCACCGCAACAUGUCUUCCACAGCUUCCACCUGCAGGUCUGGAAGGACCAAAGUGGGUUUCCUGUUGGGCCAGUCUGGCAGACGGCUUUGUCCAGCCUGGUUCCACACCCCCUCCAAGGCAGCAUCAAGAAGACUUCCUCAUCGUCAGCCAGCAAGCAGAAGGUUGCAGCUUCGAGAUCCUGGAGGCCUCUGAGUCCAACCGCGGCUCUCGGGCGAGAAGACGACUGCCUCAGGUUCCCCUUGAAAAGUUGGAUGGUGCCACCCCCAGCCUGUCUCUUCGACCCGAAUCUAACCGAGAUGACAAAGGUGUGGAUAGAGCUCCUUAUGGGAACGUGUCCCAGUUCUUGUCUGUCCAGGAUGAAGUGGAUCCUGACAGACUGAGUGAUGCCAGUCGCUCAGAGGACACUCCCCUUUCAAGGCAAACCAAAGACCAUCCAGCUGCAUUCAAUUCUUGCAUAAGUUCAGAGAAAUCGCCCUCAUCCGCAAAGUCCACCAUCUUCUACAUUGGUUCUGGAGACAAUCCAACCAAACCGGACCCAGUCCGACGCCUAGCACAGUUUGAGAAGGCUCCUCCUGACUCUCACGUGAAAACUCCACCAACCACCGUCGUGAUCCGACACCUUAGCAGCCUUGAAGGCCAAAGGAGGACCAUUAAAGCAAACAGUUCUGCACCAAACCUCCAAAGCCAGGACAAAGACUGUGUCCCCACAAAAGACACAGCCUUUGCACGUCAGGAGAGUUUUACCAAAGACGGGCCAACUAACAAUGUUUGUGUGAAGAAACUGCCGCACAUUUCUAGUCACCCAUCCAUCAGAGACCUGGAACAGAGGAAGGCCAUGGACACAGAGUCUUUUCUUCAGGACACAACAUCUCCUGGAUCUGUGCAGAGCUCCAAGAGCCACGGGGAAGAUUCGCUAUCUGGCGAGUCCGAUGUGGACACGGCCAGCACUGUCAGCCAGCUGAGUAGCAAAAACGCCUCUGAUGGUUCAGCUUUGAAAAAAGGUUCCAGGCGCAAUGACCAAAAAGAGAAGGUGUUCUCCGGCCAGGAAAAAGGACGAAAGCUGUCAGCUCGUGAGAGACUUUCAGAGAAAAGGCGAAACCAAACAUCCGCUAGCGCAACAAGCAAGGCAGAAGCCGCCAAACUCUUGCAGACGCGCCGCAGUACCAAAAACCGCUGCUCUGCGGGUCAAUCUGAGCAGGAAAUCCAAACAUCUCGUCGGAAUAAAAUGGUAGUCUCCCCCUCACAAAAAGAGGACACUUUAAAGAUGUCCAAAGCAACGAAUAUGCAGAUUCUGAUACGCUCAAACAGCCUGUCAACACCGCGUCCCACUCGAGCGUCCAUGUUGCGUCGAGCACGCUUGGGAGAUGCCUCGGACAACGAAGGUGCGGAGACGGACAGGGCCUCUCAAAGUUCAGACCAUGUUGCUGCUACACCAAAAAUGUCCCAAGAGGUGAAGAAACUGUCCAGGUUGGACAUUCUAGCGCUUCCAAGGAAGAGGACAGGUUCUUUUACGACCCCCAGUGACAAUGAGACUUCCUCCACGGGCAGGUCUGGUUUCUCCUCUCGCAGCACAGACGCAACUUUUAACAGCAGGAAGUCUUCAGCGGGCAAAGUGGGACUUCCAGGGAGGAACACAUCCACCCGUUCAAGCGGAACCAAGUUCUCCAACAGCGGUGGCCAUCACAACUUCUCCUCAUCGUCCGAUGAAGACUUCAAAAGCAGCACCACUUCUCUGAAAGUUAAACGUUCCUCGCAGACCAGCAUCAGGACCGCUGUGAGUCGUUCCAAGUCGGUCUCCUUGGAGACGGAGGAGGACCCGUACCAGAAGUGGUCCACACACAGUGCGGAGAUCGCCAAGCUGAGUCACGACCUAGCCAAGGACUUGGCCUUCUUGGCCAAAGAGAUCCACGACGUCGCUGGAGAUGAAGAAACGAGUGGCGCCGCCGGCGACGUAUUUACCGCCACACCUGAACCACAGUCUGACGCAUCAGCUGUUUCAGCAAGAGAGGAGAAGGUUCCAGCGAGUUCUGCUUCCCGCAUAGAACUGGACACUAUCAGGAACCAGGCCACACAAGAUUUCAUUCCGCUGUCACAACUGUCACAUGUGUCAAAAGUGUCACAUGAUAUCUACGACAACACACAACACCUCGCCGCCAAAAUCAGGGCAGUGUUCCACAACAAAGCGGACAUUUGGGAUAAGAUUGACGCUGAUGAGGAACUUCCGGUCCUGAACACGUCUAAUCAGGAGAUCUGCUCCAUUGUGACGGAGCUGCAAAGAGUUCAACGGCAGCUGGAAGUUAUCAACGAGGUUGUGGAUCCUUCUAGAAGUCUUCAGUCUCUCAGUCAAAGUCCACGGAGAGCCAAGGACAACAGAGAUGGCAGCAAACAAAAUGGCGUAUCGCACAAACCAACUCGCCACGUGUAGUGAGGAACCGACGUUGCUAAUUGUGCACAUGCUCGUUGAAAAUAGAGGAAAUACGCUAAUUAGGUGUUAGAAAACCAACACAGGCUUUGAUGUCUUUGGGGCGGAGCUAAACAUAACGUAUGCUGAUGACAUUUGGGCUUUUAUUGUGAAGGUACCGCGUGAGCAAGUUGUACUGUAGUCAUGUGACGUUAUGUUUAUGAUGAAUGUUUGCGAUGAAGACGGUGCCUCGUCUUCGUCUCGUGGCUGAUAGGAUACGUUUUGGGGUGAUCGUCGAAAUGGCAGCCGUUCAUAUUUAGGGAUUAUGUUUGAAAUCAUCUUCAUCUCAUGGUUGCUGUGACCACAAGAAGCCUUGUGACUUACUGCUGGACGACUUGAAUGCUGUUACAUUAGAAUGAAAUAUGAAUAUGGAUAAUAUGAAUGUUCAAUGAAUAAAAAAAAAUCACAUGUUGCAUUAAAA
Molecule: messenger RNA, 5501 nt
Organism: Nerophis ophidion (straightnose pipefish)
Lineage: Eukaryota; Metazoa; Chordata; Actinopteri; Syngnathiformes; Syngnathidae
Gene: cep170bb
Product: centrosomal protein 170Bb
Exons: 19
Coding region: 506-5044 (1512 amino acids)
Molecular function (GO): protein binding
Source: RefSeq, a predicted model, not a curated record